CUAUGAUGGCAGCUGUGGGUUGAUAUCGAUACGAUACUGAAUAUAAAACUAUUUAAAAGUUAGUUAAAGCCACCAACAUAAGAAAGCCGGGAUCAGACUUGUCGUUUCGAAAUAGUUAUCGUUCAUACAUACCCAUUCAUCUUGGGGAACGGUAAGAAGUGGCACUAUGCCCGCAGCUACUGUGGAUCACAGCCAAAGAAUAUGUGAGGUUUGGGCCAACAACCUGGAUGAGGAGCUAAAGAGGAUCCGUCAUGUUAUUCGAAAAUACAACUAUAUUGCUAUGGACACAGAGUUUCCAGGUGUAGUUGCCAGACCAAUUGGAGAGUUCAGAAGUAAUGCUGACUAUCAAUACCAGUUACUGCGUUGCAAUGUAGAUUUGUUGAAGAUUAUCCAGCUGGGCCUCACAUUUAUGAAUGAACAGGGUGAAUACCCACCUGGAACUUCAACAUGGCAGUUCAAUUUUAAGUUUAACCUCACAGAGGACAUGUAUGCACAGGACUCCAUUGAGCUCCUGACGACUUCAGGGAUUCAGUUCAAGAAGCAUGAGGACGAAGGCAUUGAGACGCUGUACUUUGCAGAGCUGCUGAUGACAUCGGGGGUGGUUCUCUGUGAGGGUGUCAAAUGGCUGUCCUUCCACAGUGGCUAUGACUUUGGAUACCUGAUCAAGAUUCUGUCCAACGCUAACCUGCCUGAGGAAGAGGUCGAUUUCUUUGAGAUCCUUCGCCUGUUCUUUCCGGUCAUCUAUGAUGUCAAGUACCUCAUGAAGAGUUGUAAAAACCUCAAGGGUGGGCUACAGGAAGUGGCUGAGCAGCUGGAGCUGGAGAGGAUUGGGCCUCAGCAUCAGGCAGGCUCAGAUUCUUUACUCACGGGUAUGGCUUUCUUCAAGAUGCGAGAGAUGUUCUUCGAGGAUCAUAUUGAUGAUGCAAAGUACUGUGGCCACUUGUACGGCCUGGGCUCUGGUUCAGCAUAUGUCCAGAAUGGAACAGGAAACGCUUACGAAGAAGAGGCUAACAAGCAGCAGUCGUGACAUCAUUGUGAAACUCUCAUCCUAUGGAUCAUAUCCACAAUCAGUGUGGCGCUGCAGCCAAGUCAUGAUGACAGUGGAUGAACAAAACAUGCACACAUCUAGGAAGCUGUUUUUCAUAGGCUCUGCUCACCUUAGACAAGUGAAUAUGACAGUCAAUAGGUAAUAGGUAAAGAAAAUCACAGCUGUCCUCACACAUACCACGUGUAUGUGAGUUUAGUAUUUUAUUCCUAUGAAGCAGCAUUAAGGGAUCUGGUUGGUUCGGAUAGUUCUAACAUGAAACGUUAAAAAAAAAUGGGAUUUUAGUUUUCCUAAAAUUGUUCUGUAGAAAUUUUGCACUUUAGAAGUUCUGACCAGAUCCUGAUUUUAUAUGGAAAGCUGAAAAUGUUUCUGGUAUCCUCCUCUUUGUUGCCUUCUGGAAGUUCCCGUUUUACAUGUGACAUAUGUCUUUAUUGUGAAAAUAACCAUCACCAAGCUCAGCCUUAAUAUUAGCUACCUUAUUAUGUUUUAAAACCUUAAUUUAUUGUGUUGGUUCUCAUUGCCUACUACUGCAUAUACGACUUCUUCCACGUUAACGUACCGGUCAGCCACAUGUUGACAUGCUGUUCUGAAACCAUAGGACUACGCUUUCUUGUCAGACCUAAAUAAUCGAAAGGGGGAGCCCCCGUUGAGUUUGUUUACAUUGCACACCGUUGUCCCAUUAUUCAAAAGGGAUACUCAACUACACACAGCAUAUUUUUUUUCUUUCAUAUGAGUCACGCAACGUUAACUUAUACCCAACUUGAACAUAUAUUUAUGAUAAUCUGGACGAGCUCCAGCCAUGAGAAACCUUAACUCUUUUUACUGAGACGUGUAGUCACCCUUUCAGAUGUACAUGUUUCCCCUUUAUGCAUUUGCUCAAUUUCCACUAAAGUAUUCAAUUUGUUUCAAGCAUACGAGCAUAUUUGGGACCAGGGUGAAGACGCAUAUAAACGGUUUAUUCAGGGAAAACACCACAACCAGAAUAAGCACUGUUACCUGGAGAGUUUUUGGCAUGUAGGUACACUCAUUGACUCGAAACACAAUUUGAACACAGACGCUUUACAAGCCCACGAGGUCUUUGCACUGAGUUCAUCUCCGAGCUGGGUGAGCACCGGUUUUACCAGACCUAAAUAAAAGCAACAACAAAAAAAAAGAAAGAAAAGAGCCCACUGUAGGAAAUGCCACAUUAAGAGCCCAAACAUCUCACUUCAAAGGAUAUUUAAUGUUUUCAUUUUAAUUGAAAUGAAGGUUUUGUGGAGUUUUAGUGUUGUAAUAAUAAAAAAAAAACUUUCCCCAUUGGGAGACACAAAAAGGAUCAUUUCUUUUAAAAAUAAUUCUUAAUUGACAUGCAAACUUUCAGUGGAAUUUCUUUUUUUUUUUUUUUGGAAUUGCUUUACAGAUUAUUCAUGCUGCCUAGAACAGCUGCAUGUCCUCAACCGUUUAACUAAAUGCUGUGUUGUUGAGUAGUAUGUCGAGCUUCCAUAUAGAGGAUUCUUCUAGUGUAUAGUCCCAAUUUAUUAACCUAGCGUGGGAUGAUGAGACUUGUUUGAAACAUUUCUCGUUGUUGCCCCACCUCACAUCUUCCACACCGUGUAAAGAGGUGAUAUUUAAAAAGAAAAAAUAUGCAAAAUGCAAAAGGGUUGUUUUCAGAUUUUUUUUUUUUUUGUAAAUAAAGGCUUGAAGCUUUUCUA
This is a messenger RNA of Lampris incognitus (smalleye Pacific opah), 2736 nucleotides long. It is a transcript of the gene cnot7, whose product is annotated as CCR4-NOT transcription complex, subunit 7. Gene Ontology annotation, cellular component: CCR4-NOT core complex; P-body; CCR4-NOT complex. Gene Ontology annotation, molecular function: nucleic acid binding; poly(A)-specific ribonuclease activity. The transcript has 7 exons. The coding region runs from base 167 to 1027 and encodes 286 amino acids. The record is from RefSeq and is a predicted model, not a curated record. NCBI's taxonomy places the organism in Eukaryota, Metazoa, Chordata, Actinopteri, Lampriformes, Lampridae.